This is a messenger RNA of Chara braunii, 2502 nucleotides long. Lineage: Eukaryota; Viridiplantae; Streptophyta; Charophyceae; Charales; Characeae. The record is from the annotation of a GenBank genome assembly.
ACCAACUUACAUCUUGCCCAAAUAAUCCAUACGGCCACUACUAAGUAGUCCGAAUGGAUGAGCAACUUGAUCCAAAUGCAGGCCGCUCAUAUGGAGCAGAUGGAACAGAUAAUGAGCAGACUAAUUAAGCCUAACCCGACCCCUGCUCGGACUGCUCCUGCAUCAUUUCCGCUUUUGCCUACCCCGCCUGCUCAAGGGUACGCACCUCAGUUCCCUCACCUAGCUAAUCCAGCAGGAAAGAUCGAGUGUUUUAACUGCAAACAGCCCGAACAUUUCGCCCGAGACUGCCCGCAGCCAAAGCGUAAUCAGCCCCCACCGGCGGUGGCCCCUGUGGCCCUGAAUCAAGGACGAGUGGCCGCAUCAAUGGAUACGGCCCAAGGAGGGGAGCUCGUGGCAUAUGCCCCAGAGCAGCCUUCCCCUUCGACGACAAUGGCGUCGACAUCAGGAGCUUCCUCCUCUGACGCUGCUGACGUGGUCGAUCCACUCGAAUACCUUCAUCUUGCAGGCAUGGUCGGAGCGAUCCGAUCGGCCCCUGAUGAUCUCGAAUGGGUCGACCGCGAAUCCAAUCCUGGUCCGCAGUUUCGAUCAGGAGAAAUUGAUAUGUUACGAGCACUCAAACAAUUGGAUAUUCGUGUUCUGAUCCCAGUGAGCAUCAUCAACUACUGCGUGAUCGUGUACAUGGAUGACAUCUUGGUGUACUCGAGUUCCUACGAGGGACACGUGCAGCACAUCGAAUGGGCACCGCACGCGUUACGAGAUGCGGGUUUCAAAGUGGCGCUUGAGAAGUGUCAGUUUUUCCUCACCACCAUUUCCUUCCUGGGGCACGUGGUGACAGACAAGGGACUCCAACCGGAGCCGCAGAAGGUGGCAGCUGUCAGGGAUGCGCCGGUGCCUACAACUGUCACGCAAGUUCGCGACUUUCUGGGCCUGGCCUCGUACUACCGAAGAUUUAUCAAGGGCUUCGCGACGAUUGCGGGACCCCUCACGAAUCUGCUGCGCAAAGAUCAGUCGUUGAUCUGGACGCCGGAAUGCGAUCAAGCGUUUUCCAAACUCAAGGCCGCUUUCAUUUCGGCUCUGGUCCUUAUAAGACCGGAUCCCAAAAAGUCUUUUGUUAUCAUCACUGACUGGCAGCCAGAGGCAAUUUCGGCAAUCCUUGCCCAGGUGGGACCAAGCGGACUCGAGAGUGUGGUGGAGUAUGCGUCCAAAUCGGUGCCCGCUUGCAAGCGCAACUACGCUGCUCCAACGGGGGAAUGCUACGCGGCUCUAUGGGGAAUCAACCAUUUUCGUGCUUACCUGUACGGGCGAAAGUUCACCUUGGUAACUGAUCACGAGCCCCUGUUGGCUAUGAAGAAAUCGAAGGAUUACUCGGGCAUGAUCGGGCGAUGGGCAACGGUGCUGCAGAGCAUGGACUUUGACAUUCAUCAUCCGAAGCACGAGAGACACGGGAAUGCAGACGGACUAACACGACUGCACCGACCUGAGAAAGUUCCGAAGAGUGAGGAGGUGAUUCCGUGGAACGAACCCGAACAAGAGAUCGGACUUCGGUACGGCCAAGUGGAGAUCCUGUCGAAGCCGGUACAGGUGACGUGGACACAAACCAGCGAGCAUCCUGCGUGGAUCGAAAAUCCGGAGCUGCUGAUCAUCCAAGCUUGGAGGACUAACGUGGAGGGCGAUCUUCUUGGCUUUCUCUUUGGAUCGGUACAGCCGGGGCGCCGCCAACUGAUUGCACAGGAGCUCAUCGCGCCAAUCGUGCAACUGGCGGACGAUCUCUCGCCCGACAUCUAUUCACAGAGUGACGACAAUCCUGCUCCGCACGUUCUCGAGCGGUCAUUGGAUCCAUAUCUUCAGUGGACUGCGUGCUUGGAGGAGCCCAGGGACGAAGAUACGCUGCCGUCGCGGCAGGAGUAUCUGAAGCCGUACGAUAUCAUCCCUCACGCCUUCUAUCCGAGGGCAGAGGAAGUGGAUAUCGACGACGACGACGAAGAGGACGAAGAUGAGGAAACAUCGGAGGAGGGAAGCUAUAGCGAAUAUAGCGAGGGCAAGCUGAGUGAAGGAGAAGAGGAGGAAGAAGAGACCGGAUCUGAGUGGGAAGCCUUGCCGGAGGAAGCGACGCGCACGGGAACGGAGGCGGAAGAUCCGGAAGCAGCUCGAAAGCGAGAAGAAAUUGCCACCGGGAAGCGCCAGCUGAAGUUCGCCAGCGAAGCCAGCCUGCGCAUCGGUAAUGAUCCGACCAGAGAUCCGGAGCCGCCAAAGGCCGAAGAUGGCGACCCUGCAGCCGCCACCUCAAGUACCGCGCGACGGAGACGGAGCCGAUCCCCCUCCUCCCCCAGCCCCACCCGUCCCUCAAUUCGCCCACGUACAGAUGCGGGCGAUAGGCCUUCGUCCUCAGACACUAUCCCGCUGACCCCUUGAUUUCCUCACCCUCGAACAGAUCCGCACCCCCGUCACCUUCCCUCCCCAUCCUUUCCUCCCCCAUCUCUUCCGCGAUUUUUACUCUACCCG